CCUCGCGGGGCAGGCCAGUUUGGGCACAGCGUUGAACGUGGGGAGGUUACGCAGCUCUCACUGCCUGGCAUGGCCUCGCGCCUCCCGUGACUUCUCUGCGCGAAACAUGGCGUGGAACAUCCAUAAUCACGCGUCCCGCCUCCCUGCCCUGCUGCUGCUAAUGCUGUUUGGGAUGCAGGGCACGCAGGCCAAGGUGUGCCUCAACUGCUACACGUGUAUUUGUAAGGGACAGAGAGGUUUUCCAGGGGCUCCAGGGCUCACCGGGCUGCAAGGCUCCACUGGCCUUCCAGGGGACCAAGGAAUAGAAGGCCCACCAGGUCCUCGUGGCGUGAGGGGCGACUAUGGCGACCAUGGUGCCAUGGGGGAGAAAGGCACACGGGGAGACAUGGGUAUGCCAGGGUUCCCAGGCACAGCAGGUAUCCCUGGGCUGCCUGGGCUUGAUGGGCCGGCAGGGGAAGACGGGCCACCAGGCUGCAACGGUACUGAUGGAGCACCUGGUCCUCCUGGGCACCCUGGCUCCCCUGGAUUCCAAGGACCUCCAGGUCCACCUGGAUUGAGGGGUCCUGUCGGAGAUCCUGGAGAAGGUGGCCCCAACUCAAGGGGCAUCAAGGGCGAUCAAGGAGAGUAUGGUUUGCAAGGCUCCAGGGGAUUUAGAGGUUCACCAGGACCCAGGGGUCCAAGAGGAGAUGAGGGUAUUUCUGGCAACAAAGGCAUCAUUGGUGACCGAGGGGAUCAGGGUCCCCGGGGAGAUGAAGGAGAUAUAAACAUAAGACCGAGUGUUCCUGGCCCUGUUGGUGAAAAAGGAGAACCAGCUAGAUAUGAACCAGUUACGGAACCUAUACCUGUGCAGAGUAUUGUUGGAGAGUCUGGUGACAAGGGAGACCAAGGGCCAUACGGUAUAACUGGUGAUGAAGGGGACAAGGGUGAGAAAGGUAAUGCCGGAGAGAAAGGCUUCAAAGGCCAAAGGGGACCACUGGGUGAUAAAGGCAAGCUUGGACGUCAAGGAAGGGUGGGGCCACGUGGACCAAAAGGCUUCAAGGGGGCACCUGGCAUUGCUGGCUUCCCUGGACCUAAGGGAUUCAAGGGUGACCAAGGAGAGGUUGGCUAUAAUGGCCGACCAGGUCCAGUAGGUGAUGCUGGCCCCCCGGGGAUCCCCGACCCCAGUGACACCAUUGUUUAUCGAGGGCCUCCUGGACCCCAAGGGGCCUCUGGUCCUCCAGGUGAUCCUGGUGAAGAUGGCUUUGAUGGUCGACCUGGAGGAGUGGGCCUACGUGGCUCUCCAGGCCUCCCAGGACUUCGAGGGGAAGAUGGAUCACCCGGCACCGCAGGACGCUCAGAGAAGGGAGAUGAUGGAGAUGAUGGAUUCCCUGGUUUGUUUGGUCGCCCUGGACCCCGGGGCCGCAGAGGACCACCAGGCAUUCCAGGAAUAAAGGGUCUUCCUGGUGAUCCCGGCAUUGGUGUGAAAGGAGCUGAUGGGUUCCCAGGCCGACCUGGCAUUCCGGGCCUGCCAGGAGAUGUGGGCUUUCCAGGACUUCAAGGUCCAAAAGGGUUCCCUGGUCAAGGAGUUAACAUUGUUGGCCCCAAGGGACCUAAAGGUCUCAGUGGUCGCCCUGGAGUGCCAGGAACUGCAGGACCUGAUGGCCGGGAUGGCUUCCCUGGCCGGAAGGGAAUAAUGGGGGACACCUGCAUCCCUGCUGAGAGGACCCCGUGCGAGAAGGGAGAUCCUGGUAAUCCAGGUCCAGCUGGAAUACCGGGGCAGCCAGGCCCACCUGGGCUGGUGGGUCCGAGGGGCCCAAAGGGUAUCAGUGGAAGUGUUGGGCUGCCGGGCUUGAGGGGUCUUGAUGGGGCGCCAGGUGGUCGGGGGUUCAAUGGCAGGCAAGGAAGGAAGGGUGAGCGAGGUGAUUUGAUACCUGGGGCCUUGACCAAGGGCCGGCAGGGUAGUGACGGCUACCCAGGGUUCAAAGGUUGGAAGGGCGAGCAAGGAGACAGAGGAUUUGAUGGACGAGAUGGCUUACAAGGCACACCUGGACAAUUUGGGGAUAGAGGAGAACCAGGAAUAAAUGGCUUCCCUGGUAGAAUUGGUGACCCAGGACAAUCAGAGAAUGGCUUGCCAGGAAUCCCAGGAAAUAAUGGUACGAAGGGUGAACCUGGAGAUGUAGGUGAGGCAGGCAUCGUGAUUGUUGCGGGCAGCUGGCUUACUGAAGCAAAGGGAGUUAAUGGAUCCAAAGGUAUGAAAGGAGAAAAGGGCUACAGAGGUAUAACUGGUGAUGUUGGUCUACCUGGUCGAAAGGGAGAUAUUGGCUUUUCCCUCAGAGGUGAUCAAGGUCCCAAGGGUUACCCAGGUUUGCCGGGCGACGUUGGACGGGUUGGCAGAAAGGGAGACCCAGGUGAUAAUGGCAUUUCAGGAUUAUAUGGGCUCAAAGGCAUCAAAGGUGAGGAAGGUGAGGAUGGCAUCAGUGGAUUGCCGGGUCCUUCAGGAGUACCAGGUCGAGCAGGAGAGAAGGGUGAGCGUGGACUUGACGGCAUCCCUGGGAGCAAGGGCUACUUUGGUCUACCUGGCUCUCCUGGCAUAAGAGGACCAAAAGGAGCCCCGGGAGAUGCGGGAUUCUCAGGCCGCAAGGGUACCAAGGGAGAGAUUGGUGACAGCAUCAAAGGUCGACCUGGGGUUGCUGGCAGACCAGGGCGUCAGGGCUUUUCUGGUCUUCCUGGCCAACGAGGUCCCCCAGGGUCAGCAGGCCUACCAGGACCCAGAGGCAGCAAGGGCAUGCGAGGGGAUGCAGGAUUUGCAGGCAUUGUUGGGCUUCAGGGUGACAAAGGCAGGGAUGGACCUCUUGGCAGUGAGGGUUCUCCAGGCAGGAAUGGCAUCAUUGGUCCCAAGGGAGAGCGUGGCUUUAUGGGCAUCCUAGGUAAUCCUGGUGAAAGUGGUGAUGAUGGGUUGCCUGGUCCUAUUGGUCCAAAGGGAGAGACAGGAGACAUUGGACCACUAGGUGAACGAGGCUUCCCAGGUGAUUCUGGGCCCAAGGGCCCAAAGGGUUUCCCAGGAGAGCCAGGUUACCGAGGGCCGCCGGGACUCAAUGGCACCUUCUAUGGACAUGGAAGUGAUGGAGAAAAAGGGUUCCCGGGUGUUAAUGGACUAUCAGGACCACCUGGACCAGUAGGCCUCAGAGGCCUGCCUGGAUUGCCGGGAAUCAACUAUGAAGGUGCCAAAGGACGCGAGGGGCCUUUUGGUCUCAGGGGUUUACCCGGAGAACAAGGCAGACUAGGACUCAAGGGAGUUGCAGGCCGUUUUGGCCUUAAAGGGAGCCAGGGUGAGCCAGGUGAUGUGGGGCCUCCAGGACCUAGUGGAGGGGUUCUACUGGGGCCACGGGGCCUUCCAGGACCACCAGGCCCAAAGGGUCAACGUGGGGAGCCAGGCAGAUUUGGCCUGAAAGGGCUGCCUGGCAGCAUUGGUCCUCAAGGUUUUAGUGGAAGGGAUGGCUUCAAGGGUGUUAGGGGCCAGCAAGGAGAUCGCGGGUUACCAGGCAUCACGAUAGGGGUGGAGCCAGCUGAAAGGGGUGAACCAGGCUUCCCAGGGCUAGAAGGUGCCCAGGGAAGAGACGGCCUACCUGGCCUGCCCGGAAUAAAGGGCCUUCGAGGUAAUGAUGGUCAGCCAGGCUUCAGUGGACGGCCAGGAUUAGUGGGGCUGCUUGGUGACGAGGGACAGAGAGGACGACGAGGGCCUGAGGGAAUUCCUGGCAGGAAGGGUGAAGCUGGUGAGGAAGGUGCUGCAGGCAGACCAGGUCGGUUUGGUCGUCCAGGCAUCCCUGGCCAGAAGGGUCAACCUGGGAACUUUGGCAUUGAUGGUCCACAAGGAGCCAAGGGUCUGCCUGGAGGGACUCAGGCUGGAAGUAAAGGCAAGCCAGGAGACCAAGGAUUUGCUGGUAACCCAGGACAGAAUGGGCUGCCCGGUCUUAAUGGACAGGCAGGCCAGACAGGAGACCAGGGUGUGAGGGGCCAUCCAGGCCUACCAGGCAACCUAGGAUCUAUAGGUCUGAAGGGAGAGCGAGGUGACCCAGGUUUCCAAGGCCUCACGCAGCCCCCGGGGCAGCCAGGCUUGCCCGGAGAGCCAGGCUUCCCAGGGUUCCCAGGCCUACCAGGAAGAGAAGGGGACAGAGGACUGGAUGGGCUUCCAGGGCUGCAGGGAGUGCCUGGAAAUAUCGGUCCAAAGGGAGAGCUUGGAGAUGUAGGAGUUGAAGGCCUCCCAGGAAUUCCAGGCCGUCCGGGGGAGAGAGGUGACCGUGGUAAUGCUGGUAGCCUUGGCCCUCCUGGCUUCAUGGGCAAGCCAGGCCGUGAUGGUGAGAAAGGCAGCAAGGGUACACUCGGUGACGGUGGGAGGCCUGGUCCACCGGGAUUGCCAGGGCCCAGGGGACCCAUUGGAGAUAUUGGCAUAGAUGGCGUGCCAGGACCACAGGGUGUGCCAGGGCGUCCCGGUGAGUUUGGUGAUCCGGCUCCUCCUGGUCCCCCACCCCGGUCUAGAGGCUACCUUAUCACUAGACACUCCCAAGAAGUGUUCACCCCCACCUGCCCUGCUGGCACAAAUGUGAUGUGGGAAGGCUACUCUCUCCUUCAUGUGAUGGGGAACCACCGUGCUCAUGGACAGGAUCUAGGUGCCUCAGGAAGUUGCCUCAGGAAGUUCAGCACAAUGCCGUACCUCUUCUGCAACCUGAACAAUGUUUGUGACUUCUCGCAGCGGAACGACUACUCAUACUGGCUCUCCACCACAGAGCCAAUGCCUAUGAUGAUGACUCCCAUCGUGGGACGUGACAUUGAGAAAUACAUAUCAAAAUGUGUAGUGUGUGAGGCACCAUCUGUGGUUAUUGCUGUUCAUAGCCAAACACUUGCGAUACCUGAUUGUCCUGAUGGUUGGGAGUCUCUUUGGAUUGGCUAUUCAUUCAUCAUGCACACAGAUUCAGGGGCAGAAGGAGCAGGACAGUCACUCAUCUCCCCUGGAUCAUGCCUUGAGGACUUCCGAUCUAACCCAUUCAUUGAGUGCACUGGCCAUGGUCGGUGCAACCUCUUCCCUUCUGCCUUCUCUUACUGGCUGGCCACCAUUGAGUUAGAGCAGCAGUUCCGAAAGCCACGCCAGCAGACCUUAAAGGCUGGGGACCUCAAGACACGCGUCAGUCGCUGCAACACAUGCAUGCGACGGCGCAGAGGAACUGUCUUGCCACCACCAGCCACACCACCUCCUGAGUACAGAGGGGGUGGAUUCCCAGCCCGUGCUCCUGCACCACAGUACUCCCCAUUUGAUAACAGGUUUUCCUUCGGAGGGUAAAUUAUUAACACAUUGAAGUUAAAAAGAAAAGGAAAUUGAGUAGUCUGAAAUUAAAAGUAAUGUUACAGUAUGUUGGAGUAGAAGAGUAAUAAACUGCAUUGUGUGCAUUUAUUGUAUGUGUGUGUGUGUGUGUGUGUGUGUGUGUGUGUGUGUGUGUGUGUGUGUGUGUGCUUAUUAAGUAAGUAAAAUGUAAUGUUGCCUUAUAAAUACCAAAAUUGCCUUGGGAGUACCGAACCAGAAACUCUGCUUGGAUGUAAGUCUAAAAAUCAAUCUUGAAGCAAAUAUACUAUUUUGUUUAAGUAAGUUUUAAGUGUACCUCAGAUAUGCAUCAGGUUACAUUCUUAAGACAUUCUGAUCACAUAGUUAAAGGUGCACUCACUAAGGAAGCUUACUUUUAGCCAGUCAUGGAUUAUGAACCUCCCUCCUCCAACACUUUUAAACCUAGAAGAGUGAUGCCAAGAGGUUGUUUAUAGGAAAAGUAAUCAAAGUCACUAUAAUUUUUAGCAUUUAAGUCACAAGUUCUGCUCACUGCCAUCAUAUGUAUAAUACCAGUGUAAAUGUUUUUAGCUUCUUAUCUUUAGCUUAGAAAGUAAUACUGUACAUAACAUAUUUUCUACCAUCAUAAGCAGUAAGUUUUAAACCACUGAUUAUAUUUUCUUUCCUGAAGAAUAAUAUAUGUAGAAAUUGUGUUCAAUUGCUGUUUAAAUCGAAAAGGUUAAAAUAAAGCUGCCAUUUCUAA
Messenger RNA from Eriocheir sinensis (Chinese mitten crab), 6053 nucleotides. Its product is annotated as collagen alpha-1(IV) chain-like. The record is from RefSeq and is a predicted model, not a curated record. Gene Ontology annotation, molecular function: extracellular matrix structural constituent. NCBI's taxonomy places the organism in Eukaryota, Metazoa, Arthropoda, Malacostraca, Decapoda, Varunidae. The transcript is spliced from 31 exons. Gene Ontology annotation, cellular component: collagen trimer; basement membrane. Bases 107 to 5314 code for a protein of 1735 amino acids.